AUGAAACGUCAAAAUAUUCGUACGCUAUCGUUAAUUGUUUGUACAUUAACAUAUUUAGUAAUUGGUGCGGCUGUUUUUGAUGCAUUAGAAUCUGAUAACGAAAUGCAACAGAGAGCAUUGGUAUCAAAAGUGAAGAGAAGUUUAAUUGAUAAGUAUAAUAUCAGUAAUGCUGAUUAUGGUGUAUUAGAAGCAAUUAUUAUGAGAUCAAUACCUCAUCGUGCUGGUCAUCAAUGGAAAUUUAGUGGUGCAUUUUAUUUUGCUACCACUGUUAUCACUACUAUUGGUUAUGGACACAGUACACCAUCAACAACUGGUGGUAAAACAUUUUGCAUGUUUUAUGCGUUAGCUGGUAUUCCUCUAGGACUUGUUAUGUUUCAAAGUAUCGGUGAAAG
Molecule: messenger RNA, 392 nt
Organism: Loa loa (African eye worm)
Lineage: Eukaryota; Metazoa; Nematoda; Chromadorea; Rhabditida; Onchocercidae
Exons: 3
Biological process (GO): stabilization of membrane potential; potassium ion transmembrane transport
Cellular component (GO): membrane
Molecular function (GO): potassium ion leak channel activity
Source: RefSeq, a predicted model, not a curated record